Cimex lectularius (bed bug) is the source of this 571-nucleotide messenger RNA. RefSeq lists its product as uncharacterized. Lineage: Eukaryota; Metazoa; Arthropoda; Insecta; Hemiptera; Cimicidae. The transcript is spliced from 2 exons. Bases 47 to 505 code for a protein of 152 amino acids. The record is from RefSeq and is a predicted model, not a curated record.
UUUGAUAACAUAUGAUCAAUUAAACGUGAAAUCUUUUAAUUUUGCAAUGGUAGCUUUUAAAUUGGUACUGUGUUUAGUGUUUUUACCUUCCAUAUUGGCCGUAGACCCUCCCUUUCUCGUAGGGAGUUUUAUCGGAAAAGAGGUGAAAACCGACAAGAAACCGGCAACUCCGGACGAGGUGAUGAUGCUGUUAAAAGCCCUGAGUCACAUGGGAGCAGCCGAGGCCGAAGUUUUCGAAGGGGAUUCCGAAGAUUCUCUCGUCCAGGAAAGCGAAAACCUGGAGGAAAACGACGAAAUAGGCCAGAAUCGUAAAUUCCACGGGCAGAAACGAACGUCGGGAAACUCCGCGAUGAAGUACGACACGGGGAAACUUUCAGACCCGCAAGAGUUGGCCAGGGCUCUCGGAUCGACACCCUCGCCGGAAAAAUUAAAACGAGUUGUCGACAUGAUAAAACAGCACAAUGUUUCUAUUUAUUCCACAAAUUUUGACUUUAUUGUGGAUUGAUCAAAGUUAGAAAAACCUUCUGAAAGCCAAAUGAACAACUCUAUCAUAAAUGUAUAUUUGCAAUAA